UGUCCUCCCUUCCAGCAUCUCUCCUUUAAAACCUCUGUCUCUUCACCUCUCCAUUCCACUACUACAAUCUCACCAUAUCCAAUUCCCUCUUUUCCUUUUUCUUUCUAUCCAUGUCUUCCUCCAAGUCCAUCGACAAUGCAACAGAGAAGGAUCAAGGGUGCAAUGUUAACACUAGUUCUUCCACGAUGGACUUCUCCCGGGCUAAGAAUUCUUUCUCAUCGUCGUCCUCAUCGUCUUCUCCAUCCUCCGGCGAGAGGAGAGGAAGGAGGAAGCCGGCUGAGCCGGGGAGAUUCCUCGGGGUGAGGAGGCGGCCAUGGGGGCGAUACGCUGCGGAGAUAAGGGACCCAACGACCAAGGAGAGGCAUUGGCUGGGGACGUUCGAUACUGCCCAAGAAGCUGCUCUGGCCUACGACAGGGCAGCACUCGCCAUGAAGGGCAGUCAAGCGAGGACCAACUUCAUCUACUCCGAGACUCCCAUCACCGCAUUCCAGUACUCUGUCCUCCCUCAUUUCCAUUCCCAAAGCUUCAACAUCCCGCAGCCGCCGCGCCACGGACACCUCACCGGUGGUGCUCUGCCCGUCGUUCAACCCCCCGACCACAGCGCCUUCUCAAUCCAGAACCAUCGCCAUAGCAUCUCCGCCCCGAGCCGUCGCACUGCGGCGGAGUUUAAGAGCAAUGACGUAGAGAUUUCUGAUAACUUCCUCUUUUGCGACGACACCAGGUCGGGGUACUUGAGCAGCAUAGUCCAGGAGAGCUGCCGCCGGUCUUCCAACUCCCGCAAACACUCGACUGAGCCAAAUGCUCCGGUGGCUUCCCAACUGCAGAACCAAACAUCGACCAGCAACGCUAAUGGAGAUGAUCAGAUGAUCUCAGAGAUGAGCAAAGCGUUUUGGAUGGAUGAACCUGUGUGGGAACUCAGUUUCCCUGGUUCCAAUGGCAUCAAUACGGAUAACAUCAGCAGCUCCCUGCCAAAGAUUUCUGAUUCCUACGACCUGUUUCUUCAUUGACUGAUGCUUUGAUUACUAAUGUAGCGUCCACUUCUGCAUGGGAUUUAUAUUAAACUAGAUGUGUCAUUGAGCUUUCAGUAAGACUUGAAAUGCCUUGCUGUUGGUCUGUAUUCAGGUUGGCUAACAGUAUGCAAAGUACUUUAAAUAUGUUAAAUCUUUUUAUCAGAGCA
Messenger RNA from Zingiber officinale, 1177 nucleotides. RefSeq names its product ethylene-responsive transcription factor ERF086-like. Lineage: Eukaryota; Viridiplantae; Streptophyta; Magnoliopsida; Zingiberales; Zingiberaceae. Gene Ontology annotation, biological process: regulation of DNA-templated transcription. The transcript has a single exon. The coding region runs from base 111 to 1007 and encodes 298 amino acids. The record is from RefSeq and is a predicted model, not a curated record. Gene Ontology annotation, molecular function: DNA binding; DNA-binding transcription factor activity.